Capsella rubella is the source of this 546-nucleotide messenger RNA. RefSeq names its product em-like protein GEA6. Gene Ontology annotation, biological process: response to abscisic acid. The record is from RefSeq and is a predicted model, not a curated record. The transcript has 2 exons. Lineage: Eukaryota; Viridiplantae; Streptophyta; Magnoliopsida; Brassicales; Brassicaceae. Gene Ontology annotation, cellular component: cytosol. The coding region runs from base 99 to 377 and encodes 92 amino acids.
CCUUCUUCGUAUCAUCAUCAAAGUCUUUUGUGAAUUUGGUUUGGUUUAUCUAUACAUAGCGUUUAAAUAAACUUUGUGUUGUAAGAAAGUAUAGUGCAAUGGCAUCUCAACAGGAGAAGAAGCAGCUGGACGAGAGGGCGAAGAAGGGAGAGACUGUCGUACCAGGUGGCACUGGAGGCAAAAGCUUAGAAGCUCAACAACAUCUCGCGGAAGGGAGGAGCCGAGGAGGACAAACUCGAAAGGAACAGUUAGGAACCGAAGGAUAUCAAGAGAUGGGGCGCAAAGGCGGUCUUAGCACUGGAGACAAGCCUGGUGGUGAAAACGCUGAGGAUGAAGGAGUCGAGAUAGACGAAUCCAAAUUCAGGACCAAGACCUAAUAUUUAAAUCGAAACUUCCUUCCCACGGAUGUAAUAUUGAAAGAAUCCGGUUUAAAGUCUUUUCAUGAAGUAGUUAUAGGUUGUGUUUAGUUUCUUCAUGUCGUACGUAAGUCCUUGUUUAGUUAACGGGAUGAUGAUGACCAUGUGAAUCUUCGUCUACGUAAGUGUU